GGUUUGUGUGCUCCCGCAGCCGCGGGCAGCUCCGCCGCCGCUGGCCCGGGAAGGGCGGAGGGGCCGGCGGAGAGUGGAGGGGGUGGCCUGGUCCCGUGGCCCCCAGAGCGCCGUUCCGCCGCGACCACUCCCCGUUACGGGCGGCCGCCUUCCCCCCGGCGGCUGCCCCGAGUGGCGGAGGCCGGCGCAGCGCCCCGCGGUCCCGGCACGUGGUCGGCGCGGCACGGCAGGAUGGCUCCCCGCGGGAGGAAGCGCAGGGCCCAGCAGCCGCCGGCGGCCGAGGCACCGGAGCAGACGGGAGCCCCGGAGAAGCGGGCGCGCCCCCAGGGUGAGGGCAGCGCGGGGGCCGCCGGACCCCGCGUCGUCAUCGAGCACUGCAAGAGCUGACGGGUGUUCGGGCGCAACGCGGCGGCGGUGAGCGAGGCCCUGCGUGGGGCCGUGGCCCACCUCGCCGUGGACAUCAACCCCCAGCAGCCACGCAGGAACAGCUUCGAGGUGUCCCUGGUGAAGGAGGACGGCAGCACUGUGGAGCUGUGGAGUGGCAUUGGGAAGGGGCCCCCCCGCAAGCUGAAGUUCCCCCAACCGGAGGCCGUGGUGGAAGCCCUGAAGAGCAGCUUGGCAUAGAGGUGGCAGCCAGUCAAGCUGGGACCGGCACCUGUGGCACGAGCAUCCAUGAAGAGGCGUGAUGAAGUGGGGCGCACCCGCCAGCCCCAGUCCCGUCUCCGAUGCUGCAGCUCUGCCACAAGCAGCCACUGCCAGGCCUGCCGGCGCCACUUGUCACCCCGCUGCCCCCCAGUAAAGCUCAGCAGCCCGACGGCA
Phalacrocorax carbo (great cormorant) is the source of this 819-nucleotide messenger RNA. Lineage: Eukaryota; Metazoa; Chordata; Aves; Suliformes; Phalacrocoracidae. The record is from RefSeq and is a predicted model, not a curated record.